GAAACACGCAACCAUCAACACCGAUCUCCACCGCGACCCAGAGCUGCCGCCAUGGCCGCGCCCAACCGCAGCUUUGCAGGGCGCAUGGCCUCUCGCGGCUCCAUCACGUCGGGCAUCGAGGCCUGGGACGACGGCGACUUCGAGGACGGCGACGGCUUCCUGCUCAAGCACUCGACGACGCACUCGCUGUCGUCGCGCCUGUCGGUGCGCUCCGAGUCCAACACGGGCGACGACGACUGGACGGUGCUGCUGACCCCCAACGACGACCUGUCGACCAACAAUGCCAUCAACUCGGCGAAGAAGGCCGGCAUCCCCAUUCCCGCGAGCGUGCCCUCGUCCGCCCUGCUCGGCGGCUCCAUCAAGCGCCUGGGCAACAAGAAGUCGAGCCGCCGCAUCGACGUCGACGACGACUGGGGCAGCGACCUGGUCCUGCCGAGCAACACCACCGGGGGGCUGAAGCUGAAGGCCCCCGUGCCGCGCACCCCGGCCGAGGAGGAGCACGACGACUUCGACGACUGGGGCGAGGGCAGUCUGGGCAUCCGCUUUGCAGGCACGCGGCGGGAGACGCGUGGGGGCCGCGGUUCGUCCGUGUCGGCCAUGAGCCCGAGUCUGGGCAGCUGCAUGACGCUCGAGAGCGAGGACGACGACAUGCUGGGCCUGGUGCUGCCAAACGAGCCGCUCGACUUCAUUGCCCGCCUCGACAAGCUCAAGAGGAACGAGGUACCGGCUCCAGCACCAGCGCCAGCGCCAGUUCCAUCAGCAGACUCCUUCUCGCUGCGUCUCCAGAAGCUGCGCGACCAGCCUCCCACCUCGGCGCCCUUUGACGAUGCAGCCUUCGAUGCAGCCUUCGAUGAGCCCUUGUCGCCUACCACCGCGGCACCACCCCUUGGUAUCGAGCCUUUCACGUCGCCGCCCCUCGAGAACGAGUCCUUUGAGUCCUUCCUCUCUCCUCCCCUCGAGAGCAGCCCCUUCUCACCACCCAAGCCCUCGCCCAAACCCUCGCCGAAGCCCUCGCCAAAGAAUACUGAGGACGACUUUUUGGAUGGCCUGGACUUUGGUGCCGGCGAGAUUUUCGACAGUCGCAAGCUUACGUUGAACCGCAACGUCGUUGUCAAGAAGCCGUCCUUCAGAUCGAUCGCGCCUUCUGCAGCCCGUCCUGCGGCUACCUUGACAUUCACCGAUAAGGCGCCCUCUAGAAUCCCUCGACCACCCCCAACAACAACCCGCACUCGACUGACCCCUGUCUACGAAAGCGGUGCCACGACACGAACUCAGAGCCGGCCGAUGCCCACCACCACCAGCGCACAGCUUUUGCGUGCGAAGCGUUCAGCCCCUGUCCUGCGCAACAACAACAACAACCUCCCGCAGCCGCCUCGCUCUCACGUCCCUUUCCUGUCCGCGGGCAGCUCAACUACUCAGUCGCAUCAUGUCAAGUCCAAGGGCUCACAGACCCACCUUCGCCGCGAUUCUGAUCCUCGCCGGCCACUCUCGCCAUCCGUGCGACCCUACUCACGCAUGUCUGGUUCUCAUCCAACUGAGACUCCGAGUCGUGCUGGGGUGAGACAGGAGCUGGCUCCCUCCGCUCUAGCACGUCACCCGCCGCCACCUAAGAAGCUAACAAAGCCUCAGCGCAAGAGAAACUACGGCGAUGGCCAUGAACUUGAUCUCUUCGAUGACCUGCCGACCUCGGCGGUCAAGGAGAAACAGUAUGAGAAGACACCUCGAAAUGUGGCGAGCAACAAGUCUCUGCGCCAACAACCGAGCAACUCCCGCUUGCCCAUGCCCGACCGUAUGGUCACUCCUCAGCCCCAGACACCACGCAGUCCCCCGAAGACCGAUCAUACACCACGUUUUGCUCGGGACACUGCUGCAAGCAGAAACGCGCGUGAGCAGCGGUUGGCAGGUACGAGGUCACGUGGCGAAGGCCAAAUUGCACAGAGACCCACCAGUUGGCAAGCACAAGUGGCUGCACGUAGCCCUCAUUCAAGUCCAAAUGCUCACCGCAAGAAAGGAUCAGGUCAAAAACCGCAAUUGAUCAGGCAGAUGACUCAGCCUUACACCUCCAAUGAAAAAGGCAUGAUAUACAACCCUACACUACAACGUUGGGAAGGAAAUGAGGAUGCUCUUGCGCCCUUUUCCCAACAAAACACUUCAACCACCACUCUUGCCUUGACUACUGCAAGCACGCCAACCUUUGCGCAACCAGCUCCUCCGUUCAACCGCCAACACGACCGUUCCCAGUCAAUGUCACACACGGCUCUGUCUUCCAUCUACGCGGCGCAGAGAAUUACGCCUACACGCGCCACGAAGAUUGCUCCACUUCCAACUCCAGUGGCGUUACCUUCUCCACCUCGCCCGGCCUUGAUCUCACAGAUUUCAGUACCGCGCGGUGUGCAGUACGAUGGUCGCAUGGUGUUUGACCCUGUCAAGAUGACAUGGCUCAAAGCUGCUCGCCCCUCGAAUGAUCCGCGAUCGCCUUUGACCGACGCGGAUGACGACGAAGAUCCAUUCGCUGGCCUCGAGGACCUAAAAGACAACGAGAGCAUCGCUGGCGGCAACAACGCCAUUGGCGGUGGUGGUGUUUCGAAUCCCGACGAUCCCACCUUCGUUGGUGAAGAGUUUGACGUUGGACCAAGUUUCAUUCGCCGACAGAAAGAAGAAGAAGCCGCCUGGAGACGUCGAGUGGAUGGCUGGGUCGGCGGCAUCCGCGACAACGGCGAGCAGAGAGGCGGUUGGAGAUGGGCGAUCCGUGAGUUCGCCGCGAGUGCCUCUGCUGGGGCCUCGGCGAUCUAAAACUCACCUGUACAACUCCUACUUACGACCUUAUGAUUUGCAUCGCAGAUUUGGUAAUCGGGCGCAUCGUUGGCAUUUGUUCCAAAAGUAUUGCGGCACCUCAACUGCCUUGCUAUAUAUCCCGAGUGUUACGAAAGGGCGACUUUGGAUAGUUACGCCUCACUCUUACGACCAUUUUAUGACUCACGAUAAUCUCUUUCGACAAUAUUGCUCCCAAUAAUACUUCUGGUCUUUUUUCUGGCGUCUCGGGACUUUGCUGUAAUUUAGUUCACUCAUGAUGACCAAUACAUUAUUACGAC
Messenger RNA from Dothidotthia symphoricarpi CBS 119687, 3092 nucleotides. RefSeq lists its product as uncharacterized. The transcript is spliced from 2 exons. The coding region runs from base 52 to 2793 and encodes 913 amino acids. Gene Ontology annotation, cellular component: SIN/MEN two-component GAP complex; mitotic spindle pole body. Gene Ontology annotation, biological process: regulation of Ras protein signal transduction; mitotic spindle orientation checkpoint signaling. Lineage: Eukaryota; Fungi; Ascomycota; Dothideomycetes; Pleosporales; Dothidotthiaceae. The record is from RefSeq and is a predicted model, not a curated record. Gene Ontology annotation, molecular function: GTPase activator activity.